Aspergillus costaricaensis CBS 115574 is the source of this 675-nucleotide messenger RNA. RefSeq lists its product as uncharacterized. NCBI's taxonomy places the organism in Eukaryota, Fungi, Ascomycota, Eurotiomycetes, Eurotiales, Aspergillaceae. The transcript is spliced from 6 exons. Bases 1 to 675 code for a protein of 224 amino acids. The record is from RefSeq and is a predicted model, not a curated record.
AUGGUUGGAAUGUGGAUCGCACGAUGUGGUGUAUCGCUAGACAAACUGGUUAGUCUAUGCAACGGGGAUAGUGACCAGCUCCGUCACGGACGGAAAAGGGCAGAAUUGAAGACACUCAGUGAGCAGAAUGGACGAGCAGCCGCCGAAAAUGAGGAGGUUGGAGUAAAUGGCGAGGCUGGGGAUGACGCCGGGACCGGAUCGACAGUGCAUAGUACAAAUAAAGCCGGAACACUGGGAUCGACGGGUGGUUGGCUGUGGAUAACACUAGCAACUCUAGGGAAUGGAGUUAGUCUCAUCCAGGAAAUGAGUCACGAGUAUUGGGCAUCAACAGUUGUGCCUCACUCAGCCUCAGCUGAGCAGGGACAGGGAGGUCGUCUGAUUUCAAAUUCCAGAUAUCGACUUUAUUGUCCUUCUCAGUCCGAUCGAUGCCAACAGUAUCCGUCCGGAGCAAAGAACUGCGAUGCAAAUUGUUUGCUAGCGGGCAGUGUUGUCGGGAACCCAUUUUCUAGCGUGCUUCGACUCCAUCUUCCAUGCCGUUUGCUCACCGGAAACUCCACCAGGAUGGAGGAUCAAGAUAUCAGCCAGCUAGACGAUGCCGGUAAGUGGGGUAGAAGAGCAUUCAGAACCCAUGACAAUGUUUCCGGCUCAGCGCUGAUCACACGGAAUGGGAAAUGA